Messenger RNA from Colossoma macropomum (tambaqui), 5121 nucleotides. It is a transcript of the gene rab30, whose product is annotated as RAB30, member RAS oncogene family. Bases 150 to 755 code for a protein of 201 amino acids. The record is from RefSeq and is a predicted model, not a curated record. Lineage: Eukaryota; Metazoa; Chordata; Actinopteri; Characiformes; Serrasalmidae. Gene Ontology annotation, biological process: Rab protein signal transduction. Gene Ontology annotation, molecular function: GTP binding; GTPase activity. Gene Ontology annotation, cellular component: trans-Golgi network. The transcript is spliced from 5 exons.
GGAAACUCUGCAAUCAGAGGGAGCAGAAACCCAGAUUGAGGGAAGGACGAGAUUUGCAGUAACGUCUUGUGUAAGAACCUUUAGGUUAGACUGGAUGCCUGUGGAAUAAUCCGUUAACUGGGGUGAAUCCCCUACAUUUGCAUGUGACCAUGGAGGAUUAUGAUUACCUGUUCAAAAUAGUGCUGAUAGGAAAUGCAGGAGUGGGCAAAACUUGUCUCGUCAGACGCUUCACUCAGGGUCUGUUCCCACCCGGCCAAGGUGCCACGAUCGGGGUUGAUUUCAUGAUCAAAACAGUGGAAAUAAAAGGGGUGAAAGUAAAGCUUCAAAUCUGGGACACAGCGGGCCAGGAGAGGUUCCGCUCUAUCACACAGAGUUACUACCGCAGUGCCAAUGCCCUCAUCCUCACAUACGACAUCACCUGCGAGGACUCCUUCCGCUGCCUUCCGGAGUGGCUGAGGGAGAUCGAGCAAUAUGCCAACAACCAAGUGGUGACAAUCUUAGUUGGGAAUAAGAUUGACUUGGCUGAAAAGCGAGAGGUCCACAGACAAAGAGCGGAGGAAUUUGCCGAAGCCCAGAGCAUGCUCUACCUGGAGACGUCCGCCAAAGAAUCCGACAAUGUGGAGAAACUCUUCCUGGACCUGGCCUGUGAACUGAUUCGUGAAGCCAAGCAGAACACAUUGGACAACAACGAAUCUGCCCCCAUGCCUGGAGAAGGGAAGAACAUCAAUUACUUAAGCUGCUGCAGCAUCAACUAGAGAACUUGGCUGCAAAUCUGGCGAAGGGCUCUGGGCUCUGGCCUCUCCCCACGGAGUACGUAAAGUGGUGGUAAUUCUUGACGUCCUCUGCAUAGUUGCGAUGAUUCCUCUUCGCCACCACAGUUGAGGUUUAGGAUACUUCAUUAACCCUUAUGUGAACCCCUGGGGUAUUUUUAAAAACUAUUCACUGUACUUAUAGAAUGUCAAGAGGAGAUGAUAUAUAUGCUGCUGCCACUGAGGGGAACUGAAGCUCCUAAAUGCUCCUAAAGGCCUUGUUACAGAAUACUGCUAGUUGGAGUACUUAAAGGAAAGCCACAGGCCAGACAAUGAGAUUUUAUGCACUUCUGUAAAAUACUAAAGAUGUGUAAGCCAAUGCGUCUGCUGUUUGAGAGAUUUGAGAAAAAAUGCAGGUCUUCACCAGCAGGGUCACCUCAUUCGGAAUCACAAAAAAAAUUACAUCUCACGUAAUGACAAAUGCGACAACAUUGUGUAGUAUUGUAGUGCCCCUUAAUUCAAGUGUUGCUCAUAAUGCACUUCCAGAACAUUGUUAGCAAUGAGCUCAUUUAGUAGUUUUUUUCUUUUUCUUGAAGACUAAUAUUGACAAUUUCUGAACAUGCCAGAGAGAGACCAUCUUAAACAGUUAGCAGAGGGAAAGUGAAAUGUCUGUGCAUUAUAGAAUCUAAUUAACACUGACAUUUCAGAUCACUUCAAGAGAGAUCUUCUCUUAUUUUUUUCUCAGCAGCAUAGUUUACAGCUGGUCUUUGGGAUUCUCACUUGAUUUUGAUUUUAUUUGAGUGCUUUAUGUAAAUUGUGAGAGCUUUGCUGGUCAGAAAUUUGCUUCCACCAUACAUCAAACUAAAGUAAUUGUACAGCCACUUGAGUGCAUGAAGUUGCUGAACUUGCAUUAAGUUUCCACAAGCUUAUUUUAGAUGCAAGCUGAAAGUCAGUGUUUGCUAGAUGCUUGUGCAUUUCUUAACUUUUCCUUCUGUGCCCAAUACACUUAAAAAUUGAAGUCAAUUGUGAACACUGUGGAAAUAAGAUUUUGUGCAUUAAUAGUAUCCUUUUAAUUGGAUCUGUGGGAACAUUUUAAUACAGUAGUGUGUAGGUUUUUGGACUGUCAUGCAAUUUUUGUUGCUUUGGCUGUAGAUUCCAAAAAAGUGGAUUUGAAAAGAAACAGUGACUAGGAGGUUAAAGUGCAGACAGUCAUCUGUAAUUAAAGGGUGUGAAUUCCCAUAGUGGGUAAGCCUUGUGUUGCUGCAUUUCUAGAUCAUCUACAAGAUACCUGUCAAAACACCUGUUUGGUUUGAAGUGAUACCUAGAUUCUAGUGACAUUUGCAUUGCUGUUGCUCUCUCUUAAAGAGUACCAAAGUAAUGUCAAUGCAAGUAAGGUAGGCCGUUCUAAGAAAAAUCAAUAAGAAUCAGAAUAAAUCAAUCCAUGACAGCUGAAACACUAAUUAGUUAAAAUAGGUUUUGUGCAUAAUUAAGAAGUAGGUAUGCACUGUUGAGGUAGGCCAAGGAAGACCACAGGAGUAGAUGACUGAAAAAUAUUUUCAUUCAUUAACGGGAAAAAAAACCCUGUUCAGCUUUUGAAUUCUCUCCAGGAUGUAGGCACAGAUGCGUCAAAACUACCAUAAAGAUAAGAAUGCACCAGCAUGACUUGAGAUUGUUCACUACAAGAUGCAAACCACUGAUAAGCUUCAAGAACAAAAAGCCUAAGCUACAGUUUGCUAAAACUUUGCCUGGGACAAAGUCUUAUGGACAGGUGAGACAAAGAUUAGUCUGUACCAGAAUGGUGGUAGGAGGAAACAGAAUAUGAUACUCAUCUGUGAAACAUGGUGGAGGUAGUGUCAUGCUCUGAGCUUGUAUAACUUUUAGUGUAAUAGGUGGCUAACAUGGCUACCAGUGGCGACGAGAAGAUUAAUUCUGAAAUGUAGAGAAGCAUCCUAACAGCUCAGAUCCAAUUAAAUGCCCCACAACUCACUAAAUAGUUUUUCACUGUGCAGCAGACAUACUGCUAAGGAGUUCUUAGGGAAAAAAAUGUAAUGUAAUGUUUUCAACUAAGUCAAUCACAUGAGCUAAAUAGCACUGUGCAUGCAUUUCAUUUACUGAAGGCAACUGAAGUUCCUGGAAAACAAGCAGGAACUGAAAGUUAAAGUUAAGCUGAUGUUCUGCACUUUAAAAUCUCAUAGUAUCUGUUUCAUUCAAAAUCCAAAAGGACAAAGCCAAAAUGACAACAAUUGAGUGCACUUUGUGUAAAAAUAAGAAGUCCUGCAGUCAUUUUUGAUAUUAUGCAGUAGCAACUCAGUGAUCAAACUGCAGUUUAUGACACAUCAACACAUUUAUCUUGUGGACUCUCCUCAGUAUGUACAAGUAGUCACAUCUGCAGUUUUGCAAGCAUGAAAAGCAGUUUAAUUUGGAUUCAGUGGAGUUGAAUCAGAAGGGAACACAAAACUAACAGCCAUUGUAAUGUUGCACUGCACAGCCCCAGUUCUGGAUGGCUACAGUACAGUACAGUUUAGUCUUUUUCCUGAUUUAGCACCCAUUUCAAUCCAUGAGAUAAGUUUUAAUCCCUUCAUAACUUGAUUCCUAUGUAUUAUAUUAGGGAAAACACUGUUCUGUGCAGACCUGUGGCUCUACGGUAGUUGUGUGCCCCUGUGCCUCGGGAAUCAAGGCUAUGUAUUUGCACACUGUCCUUAAAACUGAACAUGCUUCACUUUCUUUUAUGUAAAUGGCUAUCAGCGGUGUUCAUGUGCAUCUGGAUGCCCAAAAAUGUAAUCUGUGGUAAGCCGAAGGCCACCAAAUAUUAAGUGAAUUCCACGUGAUUUGUUUAUGAUAGCAUUGACUAUAUUGUGUCAUUAUCAGAAUUUUCAUAAUUUGCGCAGCCUGACAUGUGAGCUACAUUCUGAAUCUUGCUGAUUACUGGUUAAUAAUCUAACACCUAUUUCAUUCUGACUUUAGCUCUCAAAAGAGUAGUCUCUAUGAUGUUUUAGCCGAUUCUGCCUUUCUUCCAUUUUAAAACCAAUAUUAUUAGCAUAUAAUACAUAUAAUGGAAAGCUUUGUUUGUUUAGUGAAGCCUUGGUACUGAAAUCUUCUCAGCAAUUUGUUAAAGCUUUUGACAUGGGAGUGAGUGUGUGGAUAAUUUGUUACAUUCAGUUAUUGUCGGCACAUAUAUGGCACUUCACCACAUCAAACCACAUCAGUUUUUUUUCCACAAUGUGAUGUGAUAAAAUCUGACUUUGUUCCUUGCCCUUUUCUUGAACAGUGUUGUUGUGCAUCUUGAUUAAGUUUGAAACAGUUGGAAAGUGUACCUCCAUGUUGACUUGACUCUAUCGUAUGGUUGUUUGCACCUGUAUUACAAUGGAACUGUGAAUUUCAUCUUUUAUAGAUUUUUCGAUGUUUUACUUGCUGCUAAAAAGCAUGUUCAUUUCUUCAAUCUGAUCCAUUUUUUUCUUUAACCAAAUUCAUAGAAAUCCUUCACAGGUUUUUUGAAAACCUUGCCUCUUAUGCUGUGUGUCACCUGUGAUAAGGAUUUAGACAUUUUGUGAAGCGAAACUCAACCGUCCAGAAAAUCCAUCUUUCAAAUCGAUAAAUAACACAUGAUCUCCUGAAUGGCAUAAACAUCAUUUUUAUUUUCAAGAUUUUUUGUCUUGUGCUAGCCGUUUGAUUUACAUUUGAUUUAAUUUUGCCUUUUUAGCCGUUUACCUGUUAUGGCCAUAUUUUCUAUUAACACAUUUUAUUUCAAAGUGAUAACCUUUUCUAAUUUUGUAUAUAGACUAUUUUUUUUCUAUAUGUUUUAUGUCGUGCCAUGCACAAUAUGCUCUUUGUCAGGUAAUUUGUCUAGCUUUAUUUUACAGAUAUUUGUCAUAUUGUAACAUUUUGCAUUGUAUACCAGUGGGACUUUAGCCCUUUCUUUUAUAUAUGUUAGGCCCUAAUUUCCAGAAUAGUAUUAUGAAAAAUUUUACAGGUUUCUUAUUCUAACUAUCAUAUUUUUAUGAACCAUUUCAUUAUUUUAAAAAAAGGUCUCAAACUGAUAAACUCCUUUAAAUUGUGAGAAUGCAAACACCAUUCCUUUAAAUGACCGCAUUUGAUUUCAGUUUUCAUUUUCUGUUUGAGCAUUAGGCUAUCACUGUUAAAUUUGUCGAAUGUUCCAUUUUUAGUGACUUUCUGAACUGUGACUGGUAGAAAAACUGUUGCUAUUCAUGAGUUACGUCUAAGACCUGAACUCUACAGUACAACUACCGAAUUUCAUGAUGUUAUACUUUGUGCAGUUAUGUUUCAGUAUCAUGUUUUUGUUACUUCUCACACUGUGUGUAGGCUGCAAGUAAAUAUAAAAACUUGUCCCAAUUAAAUAUGAAGUUAUGCUGUU